ACAGAGCUCGACCCAGAGAGACAGAGAGAGAGAGAGAGAGAAGAGCGAGGGAUAAAAAAGAGGUUUGUUUGUGGGGUCUCCCGCACGCGCUCGGCGAUGGCGAACUCGUUCCUCUCGAUGAAGACGGGCCCGGCGGCCGGCGCGUCGGAGGCGUCGCAGGCGCUGCUCGAGUCGGACCUGCGGGAGCUGACCAUGGCGGCGCGGAAGCUCGCCAACCACGCCAUCGUCCUCGGCGGCGGCCUCGGCUUCAUCGGCACCUUUCUCCAGUGGCUCGCCUUCGCCGCCGCCGUAUAUCUCUUGGUGCUGGACAAGACGAACUGGAAGACCAACAUGCUGACGGGUCUCUUGGUCCCAUACAUUUUCUUCACCAUGCCUUCUCUGCUCUUCUCCUUUAUAAGGGGGGAGAUUGGUAGCUGGAUCGCGUUCGUUGUUGUGGUCCUACGGCUGUUCUUUCCGCGCCACUUCCCUGAUUGGCUAGAGCUGCCUGGCUCUCUGAUCCUGCUCACGGCGGUCGCCCCCAGCAUCUUCGCAGACACCUUCAGGGGCUCGUGGCUCAUCAUCGGCGUCGCCGUAUGCCUGGUCAUCGGGUGCUACCUGCUCCACGAGCACAUCAAGGCGUCAGGAGGCCUCAAGGAGGCCUUCCAGAAGGCCAAUGGCUGGUCCAACACCAUCGGCAUUCUCUUGCUCUUCAUCUACCCGGUCUGGGCCAUCGUGAUGUGGUUCCUGUAGGCUUGUGCCUGCAGUUCCUCGGUCGCUGUUUCAGCGCUCAUCGUGCAGCGAUUGAUAAAGUGAUUUGGCGUCGAUGAACCCAUGCGAGCUUGUACCUGUUGAAUGUUUGAUGAACUGUCUCGGCGAUGUUUCCAUUUGGUGCCACUGCUUAAUUUGUUUCCUUGAUCUGUGCGUACAUAACAUCAAUAAAAACGUCUGCUCUGUUGA
Messenger RNA from Hordeum vulgare subsp. vulgare (domesticated barley), 936 nucleotides. RefSeq names its product cold-regulated 413 plasma membrane protein 1-like. Bases 97 to 729 code for a protein of 210 amino acids. Gene Ontology annotation, cellular component: membrane. The record is from RefSeq and is a predicted model, not a curated record. The transcript has 4 exons. Lineage: Eukaryota; Viridiplantae; Streptophyta; Magnoliopsida; Poales; Poaceae.